Molecule: messenger RNA, 1479 nt
Organism: Populus nigra (black poplar)
Lineage: Eukaryota; Viridiplantae; Streptophyta; Magnoliopsida; Malpighiales; Salicaceae
Product: anthocyanidin 3-O-glucosyltransferase 2-like
Exons: 1
Coding region: 1-1425 (474 amino acids)
Molecular function (GO): UDP-glycosyltransferase activity
Source: RefSeq, a predicted model, not a curated record
AUGAAGAAAGCACAGCUAGUUCUAGUCCCUUCUCCUGGAAUUGGCCACCUUGUAUCCACCAUCGAGUUUGCCAAACGCUUGCUUGAUCAAGAUGAAAGUUUCUUAAUCACAGUUCUUGUCAUCAAAGCUCCGUUUGCUCUUGACGUAGACACCUUCAAUCAAUCACUCACUACCAUCGAUACUCGAAUAUCCUACAUCACUCUUCCUCAAGUAACCCCACCUGAUGAUCAAGACCCUUUUAGGUCCCCUGAAAACUAUUUUUCUAUUUUCCUCGAGAGACAUAAGCCUCAUGUAAAAGAUGCUAUCCUUAACCAUGUUAUGUCCAAAAAGUCAUCAGUACCGGUUGUUGGUUUGGUUGUUGACUUGUUUUGUUCUUCAAUGAUUGAUGUUGCUAAGGAACUUGGGAUCCCUUCUUAUGUUUACAUCUCUUCUAGUGCAGGCUUUCUUGGUCUCAUGCGUCAUCUUCCAACAAGGAAGGAUCAGGUUGGGAUUGAGUUCAAGGAAACUGACCCUGACUUGAUUGUUCCCUGUUUUUUCAACCCUGUGCCUGCUAGGGUUAUGCCAUCAGUGUUGUUGAACAAGGAUGGUGGGUACAUCUGCUUUGAAAACCAUGCGAGAAGAUUUAAAGAUACUAAAUGUUUUAUCGUCAAUACAUUUACUGAGCUUGAAUCCCAUGCAGUCAGCUCUUUUUUGGGUGGAGAUACACCACCAGUAUAUACAGUGGGGCCACUACUAAAUGUCAAUGGCCAGAGUUUGAUGGAAUCAAAUCUGGAUGAUCAACAUGGUAAGAUCAUGAAAUGGCUUGAUGACCAACCAGAAAAAUCAGUUGUGUUCUUGUGCUUUGGAAGUAUAGGGCGUUUUAGUGAGGCUCAAGUGAAAGAAAUUGCACUUGGGCUGGAACAAAGUGGACAUAGAUUCUUAUGUUCCAUUCGUAAGCCACCACCGGAAGGACAAUUUGCAAUGCCUAGUGAUUACAUGAACUUUGAAGAGGUCUUGCCAGACGGGUUCUUGGAAAGAACAAAACAUAUUGGCAUGGUAUGUGGAUGGGCUCCCCAAAUACAAGUCCUAGCCCACAGAGCUGUGGGAGGAUUUGUAUCACACUGUGGAUGGAACUCGAUUUUGGAAAGCUUAUGGUAUGGUGUACCUGUUGUGACAUGGCCAAUGUAUGCCGAGCAACAACUUAAUGCAUUUCAAACGGUGAAUGAUUUGGGAUUAGCCAUAGAAAUGACAUUAGAUUAUAGGAUGGAUUCUAAUGAACUUGUUGUGGCUGAUAGGAUAGCCAAGUCUGUAAAAUCAUUGAUGGAGGAACGGAGCACCGUGAGAAACAAGGUUAAAGCAGUGAGUGAAGCUAGCAGGAAAGCUGUGGUGGAGGGUGGAUCUUCAUUUGCUGCAUUUGGAGACUUGAUUGAAAUCAUGCUAUCUUGAAGAUUUUUCUACCAUUUAAACUCUAUGAACCAUUUAAUAUAUGUUUUUUUAGCA